Messenger RNA from Cyphellophora attinorum, 1962 nucleotides. RefSeq lists its product as uncharacterized. Lineage: Eukaryota; Fungi; Ascomycota; Eurotiomycetes; Chaetothyriales; Cyphellophoraceae. Bases 1 to 1962 code for a protein of 653 amino acids. The transcript has a single exon. The record is from RefSeq and is a predicted model, not a curated record.
AUGGCAUACCAGGACUCAUACCCUCCGCCGCCGGGUCAUCCCUCUGAUCCUCGCUACCUGAACUCGCAGCCUCAGCAUCUUUCAAAUGUGCCUGAUCUGUCACGAGUACGAUCCCGUGAUUCAGUUGCGCAAGAUGGUUACACAUCCGAUUCAAGCAGAUAUUCACGGGCGACCAAACCCAUAAAUGAAGCUGUGAAUUCUGCCUUCACGAACUCGACCGCGACUGCCAGUGCAAUCGCCCCCGACAUUCUGGCCCAGCUCACGUCACAAAUCACUGCCAAUGUCAUUCAACAGCUGAAGGCCUCCAACAUUUCAGGUCCCGGCGUUUCACCGUCCAUAGCGCCAGACGCCAGAUCAUCUGCUGCAGGAUCUCCACCCCCCGAUCGAGGCAGUGUGUACACACCACCUUCGCCCGGCAAAACGUCAGGUCUGGGAGUCGAUAUGUCUGGUGCCACCGUGCCUCCAACGGUCUCACACGCAUCUCCGCCCCUCAGUCAAGCCAGCAAUGCGGAAGAAGAUCCCACUUCAAGGCCUAGAGGACCUCAACGGAUAUCUACUAGCGGUGACAUGACCGUCGUUGAGAAGAUCUGGGGAACAUUAUUCAACGAACAGGGGGAUCCCACUCCUCGGCUGGGGCAGUUUCUUCGCGGUAUAGCCAUGCACCUUAUAGAGGACUACGAGCCCAAAGGCUCACUGGUUGUCACACCGAGCAAGAUGCAGCGGUACUACGAGGAGACAAAGCUCGACAACGAACUGUUACCGUGGAAGGAUAUCUUUGACGAUCGUACUUCGUCCAUAUCACGAAUGUUGAGAGAACUGGAGAUCUCGCAUCACCUUGUUCAGGCCAAACUUAGUGAUCGUCCCGACGUUCCCGGAUUAACACCGGAAGGCUUCGAAAAGUGGUUUAUCUUUACCAUUCAAGCUCAUCCCGACCAAGAGUUCGAACGACUGGCCAAAACGGCCCUGUCCAUGCCAAUCAAUAAUCCCGACGAUAAGAAAGAACGUUUCCCGAAAGAAUUGUCUCGAAGGCUAUUUCCCGGUCGCAGUGAUGAGGCGAUCGAGGCGACGUUAAUCAAACAUAUGUCAAAGCACUGCAACUUGAACAUCAAAAGUCGCCACAAUAGCACGGUUCAGGACCCCCGACCAGUCGAAGACACUCGCGCUUUCGCAACAAGCGUGCCGACGAAUGGGAUCGCCACCGAAAAUCCAGCCACAGAUCGACCACAGUCGUUCUCCAGCGUUCAUUCGGCCGCUGCGGUCGUGUCAGAUGGAGAAGAUACUCCCACUCCUCAGCCAAUCGAGCGUGAAAGGAAACCAUACGUUGCACUGCCGGGAGGAGGCAAAUCAACAGUCGAGAGCACGAACGACCCCAUGACGCAUAGGGCAUCACUUUCUACGUCUGCCGAAUCUGCUCCGCUACAGAGGUCGCUUUCUAAUCGCGAUGGUCGGCCGUCAAGACUAGAUGACCCGUUACGACCACGGCCACCACCGAUUGCCGUUCAUCAAACACAAGCGACAAGUCAGGCCGCUGGUUCCGCUCCGCUAGAAAUACCGGAAACUCGUCGACAUCGUCAAAGUGCCUACUAUCGCGACAACCCCCCGAACACAGCAGUUCCGCGACGCGCGCGUUCUCCUUCGCGGGGCAACCAUGCCGAUUACCCGCCUGACUACGCUCACUACAGCACCAGUGCAGCCAGUGCGGGCCCUUUUGACGACCGCGACAAGCGGUACCGAGACUGGGAACGGCCUGAGCGGCUGGCCGGUGAUCGAUUCGAUGCCGCGAGAAUGUCAGCAUAUGAUCCCAGAGACCGUGAACGCGAACACGUUGGCGGCGGUGAAACGAGGUCAAGAGGGCAGAGCAUGAGCUAUGCGAAUCCUGAUGAGGAGUACUAUCGAAGUCUUGGGGUGAGGGACGGCGCAGGAGCUGCAUAUCCACCCAGCAGCUAUCGAGACGGCAGGUGA